GUCCCGCACCAUACACUAUUUGAAAGUUUGGAAGAAAACUCAGAUACAACAGAAACUUAUAGUGAUACAGUAUCAGAAAAAUCAGGUAUGGGCUCAUCAUCAAAAUUACCAAGUAUAAACACUGAAGUAUCAUCAAUUGGAGCUCAGUAUGUGAUUAGUGACCUGGAUGAAGUCAAUAAAUUCAAAAUGGAAGGACCCAAAGAUCUCACUUCAU
This is a messenger RNA of Entrophospora candida, 214 nucleotides long. NCBI's taxonomy places the organism in Eukaryota, Fungi, Glomeromycota, Glomeromycetes, Entrophosporales, Entrophosporaceae. The record is from the annotation of a GenBank genome assembly.